Fusarium graminearum PH-1 is the source of this 345-nucleotide messenger RNA. RefSeq lists its product as uncharacterized. The record is from RefSeq and is a predicted model, not a curated record. The coding region runs from base 1 to 345 and encodes 114 amino acids. NCBI's taxonomy places the organism in Eukaryota, Fungi, Ascomycota, Sordariomycetes, Hypocreales, Nectriaceae. The transcript has a single exon.
AUGAGUCAGUCAGUGACCCCAGAAAACACCGAUAUGUUGGCCAUCUUACACCACCAUCGCAUAGUCGACAUCAGCCGCAAGCAAGCGAGGGUGCGUGUCCAAGUGGCAAAACAAACUGACUCAAGCAAACAGCCUAUCUUCCGUUUUGGUACAUCAAGCCCAUUCCUCUUGUCCAAAAAGGAUGUGCCACUAAGGAACCAACAAAGGAUUUGGUGGAGAUUGAGUUUAUGUGCCUGGCACUGGCAGCACCUGAGAGUUGACUUUUACGGAGACAAAUCCACUCACUCUCUACUGCUUGUUUUGUCACCAGCGAUUGCCGGAGAAGAAAAACGCCGAGAGAAUUAG